Lucilia sericata (common green bottle fly) is the source of this 5723-nucleotide messenger RNA. Its product is annotated as lateral signaling target protein 2 homolog. Lineage: Eukaryota; Metazoa; Arthropoda; Insecta; Diptera; Calliphoridae. The transcript is spliced from 5 exons. Bases 174 to 1868 code for a protein of 564 amino acids. The record is from RefSeq and is a predicted model, not a curated record.
AUAACUUUAUGGUCAAUAAAAAAUUAAGUUACAACACCACUUCAAUGCCAUAAACCUUUUGGCCAUAGACGAAACUUGACAAAAAAAAAAAAAAAAAAAACAAAAAAAACAAGAAAGCAAACGGAAGGAACUAGACAAAGGCAGCAGCAACGAAACGAACAAAAUACACAAAAAUGCCCUCAACAUUUAAAGCAAUUGAUGCAUUACCAUCAGCAACAUCAUCAACGGCAGCAGCCGCUCUUGCCUCAUUGUCAACAACAUAUCGUUACAAUAAUACCAUACUGUUGCCCUCUUUAGAGGAAAGGCUACAAACACCACUCUCCUCCUCAGCAGCAGCAGCAAUAACAACCUUCUCAAUAUCACCAACAGCAGACGAUACAAGUGAAAUCAAUAGCUCAACUGGUUUAACCUCUAUAUCCCAUGUAGCAUCCGUGGUAGUUUCGAAUUUCCUGCCUUUAUCAUCAACAUCCUUAUCCUCUAGUGAUGACGACACAACGUCUGCAGAUGACACAAAUAUUUCUUCUACCUCUACAUCGUCAACAGCAACAGCAGCAGCGUCAUCAUCAUUGCCAUUAUCGUCAACAACAUUUUAUCCCUCCUAUAGUCCGCCAGUUGUUGAAAGUUUAGUUGCCAGUUCGGCUGAAGAGUUUAGCAAUAAUUUUCGGGAUCUAUCAUUUGAUAUUUUCGAUGACAAUGACAACGAUUUGUUUGGUUCACCAUUGGCAUUCGAUGCCAGUGAAAAUGGGCUAUGGAAUGGACGUUUUGUACCGCCACCACCACGACCACCCUUUUUCGUUGAUGAACCGGUAUUGAGUGAUGGUUUGACAACAUGUGAUUUGUGCUCCUGGGCAAUGCCAACAAAAAGUACAUUUAUAUUUGAAGGCACAAUGGAAAAAGCUUCCGAAUUGGGGUGGCCCUUAACACUGACUAUAGUUUCGAUAUUAUCAGCAAUUCUUGGAGCUAUUAUAAUGAUAGCAGUAGUCAAAUGCCGAAGAAAAAAGACAUCACAUCAACGUAGUGACACGCAUGUGCAAUGGUGGUCACGCAAUAAACGUCCGAAUGGCAACAAUAAUCAUUUGAGAAGAAGUAAUAUAUACACGGCCCACCCAGCGGAUAGCAUAAGGGGCCUACAACAGCCCAAUUCAUUGUCAGCCUCAUCGUCUAUGACAGCAAUGACAACAGCCAUGACUGUGGCUCCCACAGCUAACUCUACGACUACAACACAAAUGCCAUAUUAUCAUCCACAGCAAAUACAACAGCAUUCGCAUACCCUGCCAGUUCAACAUGUUCUAGGCAACCAGCAACAUCAGCAACAGUAUUUGCAACAAUUUGAACAUGAACAUGAAUAUCAUCAACCUCAAGAGUUACAAUUGCAGCUGCAACCACAACAGCAACUACAACCAUCAUCUCAUUUUAAUCAUCCGCAUAAUCAUCAUCAUCAUCAGCAGCAGCAGCAGCAGCACAAUAAUAAUAUUCUCCAUCAUCAUCAUCAACAUACACAACAGCAUCCAGGAGCAUCAGUAGUAGUUGGUGGAAUGUUACAGCAUGGACCACAGCAUCAACAUAGUGCGUCUAUGUCUUCAUCGUCAACAAAUUCAAUGCCCUCAUUGUCAACUCAGCCUUUGCAAAUGCAAAUACCAGAACAAAUACAUUUACAAAAGUCAAGCAAUCAACCACAACAUGUCCACAUGCAACACAACAAACAAAACAACAAACAACAACAUAAUCAUCAUUUGCAGCAACAACAGCAUCCGCAUCUGCAUCACCAGCAGCAGCACGAACAAGAUCUAGAGUUAGAACAGUCAUCAUCAGAUUUACAUGACAAUAUGUUCCACUGGCCUACUGCGACAUCAAUCGUGACCAGCUGAGUAGUGGAGGCUGCAACUGAUGCAGCUACAUGACAACAAAAGCACCAGCAAAAGCAACAACAACAACAACAGCUAAGACUACAAACACCACAAUGUGAACAGCAUUAUAUUGGUCGUAGUGGUGCUGGUUGCGGUGUUGGUCUCGGUCGUAGUAUUAGUGGCGAUGGUAGUAGCUUUGUUGUUACUGAAACUUUGGACGACGUUGCUGAUGAUGUUUUAGCCCAAACAAGUGAAUUUGAAUGGACACGAGCCAAAAAUUUUAAAAGUCUAAAUAAUGACUGGAUUUGGCAGUGAAAAAACUACAUACAUACAUAUAUUCGUACAAAAACUAAAAGGCCAUUUACCUUAAUAAUACAAUUAGAAAAUAGAAAAAAACGAAAAACAAGUAGAAAAGUUUUAAAUAUGCUAAAAAUUUAGUUUUGGUUAUUUUUACUAAACAACAAGUAUUUAGAACAUUAGGUGCUGUGGAGUAUUGUGUAGGCUUAGUAUGUAUUUAUCUAAAAAAAAUUAAAUGUUUGAAAACUUUUUUACACUCGGAGAUGAAAAUCGAUUGACUUUAAACACAGGUAAUUGAAAAGAUUUAAUACAAAAAUUAUAUACUAAUUUGAAUUUAAUGAAAUUUUUCUAAAAGUAUUCUUUAAAGAAAGCUGAUCUUGCUUUUUACCUCAAUUGCAGCAAAUUAUUUAGCUAAACAUGAACCUUUUUAGGAAUUUGGAUUUGAAAUUUCGGUUUUCCAAACCGACCAAUUAAAAAUUUCUUUAAUUUUCAACUAUUUUGGACUAUUGGUUUCUUCCAUAGGUUAGUUGAUAGUCAGUACCGAGGUUGUGGAUUCGUUUCCCAAAUAAGACUCUAGUAAAGGCGAACACAAUAGACCCUAUAUAGUAUUUUUUUCGCAUUUCAUGUAACACACCUGCUACUUGGAAACUAACUAACUAUUACAAUUUUGGUACUUGUAUGUAUGGAACAGAGGUUCAUUUCUCUAAUUGAAAGUGAAUUAGGAGUCCGCUAAUCUAUAAAACUAUUGGAAACUCUGCAUAUUUCGAAUUCAAAAUUCAGCCCAUAAAUAUUAUGCUAAACUUUAACGGCAUUUUAUGUGAAUGUUAAUGAUCUACAUCUUUAGUUUUUGAGUAAUCCAAGAGAUAGAGAGAUCAAGAAGUCAAACUUGUCAAAACUCGUUUUAGUUAUUGAAUCGUCUAAGAUUGAUCAAAUGAAUAAGAUGUACAAUUCAGUCGUCACUUCUUGGUAUGCUGAUCUAGAACUGAAAUAUAACUUGAAUUUUACGUCUUAGCAAUUUGGCCCAGAUGUAGAACUCAUCGAAACAUAUUUCGGUAUACGAAUUAAAUCGUUUCCAAAAAGUUUUAGAUUUUGAACCAUCAAUUUCCUUUUAAAAGUAUUCUGAAGUCCAUGCAAGCGAACUAUAAGUUUGCAUAGGUCUCAUGAUCGCUGUAAAGAUCAAUCUCUUUUCGAUGAUUUUAUUGCAGAAUCCAAAGGCUUAUAGAGUCUUAUCUAAUCUACACGAGAGAUUAGAAUUACAAAUUGCAAAAGCCAACAAUAAGUCUGAAUAGUUCUCAUGAUCACUGUAUAGUUUCUUCACUUUUCGAAGAUCUCCCUACGAAAAUCUAAAAGAUUUCUACGAGAGAUUAGGAAUUAAGAUAACGACUAGAUAUUUGACUGCUAACGAAAUUUUUUUCAAUUCUACAAAUGUGGACCAAACUUUCGUGAGCAUUUCUCAUUUGUUCUUCUUGCAACUGAGACUGAAGGGAAACAUUGAACAUUGUGUUAGUGAUUAUUCUUAUAAAGCUGGAAAAAUACUAAUAGAUGCGGGAACUUAAACUACUGAGCAAAUACUAGAAGGUGUCGGUAACUACUUUUAUCAUUUUAUAUCGACCUAUUAGGUGGAAAAAUGCUAAUAGGCCCCGGCUACAACUGACCAGAUAGUAUAUGCCCAUAUUAUUUUUUGAUUAGUAGUCCGUAACUACUUUUAUCUUUUUAUAUCGAACUUUUCUCAGGUAUCAUUUUAUAACAGUUGCUCUAGACGUGAUCUAAUCACAUGAGUUAAAGAUUAAUUCAGGGGUAAUGCAAGGCUCAAUUCUUUCUCCUAUUUCUAAAUGAUCUUCCGAUUCCCAACCCCAUCGACUCUUUUGAAUAAGACAACAUUCCAUUCCUAUUAAGGCAAUAUGAAUGUCUCGAUUUUACCAAGAUCAAUUAACCAUCUCUGAAUAGGGACCUGCUAUUAUAGAUUAUUCCAACUCAAUGUUGAGUUUUAACACGACACAAUCAUGCUGCUACGUCUCUAUUAAUGGGUGGUGUAUAUAUUAAGUAAUCAGGAGCUCUUGAUGUUCCGUCUGUGAAAAUAUAUGCCCAAAACAUUCGCAGUAUCCACCACAUUUUUCAAGUGAAUCCACCUGAUCCACUUUUAAAAGUAACGUCACAAUGUGUCAUGUUCUAUCGAUACUACAAUGGAAUAUGUUAUACUCAUAUUAGUACGCGAUACUCGCAGCACAAGUCUUUCUUCAAGAACACACCCAUUUGUAGUCCAUUUGCCUUUGGAUCGCACAAAGUAUUACAAAGAAAACUUUUUUGUUCUUCUCUGUGACAAGUUCUGAAUUUAGGCACCGAUUAGGGAAAAUUACUUUCCGUGACGUUCGGAUGUGUUGGCAAAACAUACUUAAUAUUCAACACAUUUAUCAAGUGAUUUAAGGAACUUGUUCCCGAUACUCGCAUCACAAGUCUCUCUUCAAGAGCACGUCCAUUUGUUAUCCAUUGGCCUGUGGAUCGGACAAUGCAUUACAAAGAAACUCUUCUUUUAUUUGUUUUUGUUUCUGCCAAGAGUUCUUAAUUUAAGCACCCGUGACGUUCGGAUGUACUGCCUAAACAUGCACAGUAUUCAACACGUUUAUCAAGUGAUCUGUGUGAUCUUAAGAAUUACACCGAGAUCGAAAAUAAAAAAAUAACUCUCAUUCUCGAGGCUACUCGACCUCAUAGAGGUAACGAACUUUAUUGAUUUUCUGGAGCAACGUAAAAAUGGAAUGCGUUACACUGAAAUUACAGAUCUUAUUCCCGAUAAUCGCAACAUAAGUCUGUCUUCAAGAAGAGAUCCAUCUGCAGUCCAUUACCAAGUGGGUCGCAUAAUGCAUUACAAAGAAAACUCUCUCUUUUUGCCUCUGUAACAAGUUCUAAAUUUACGCACAAAUUAUACUAUGAUUCCAUUGUGGCUUCUAAUUGUAAGUUACCAACCGAUUAGGGAAACUAACUUCCCGAGAUGUUUAGAUAUGUUGGCAUUUUCAACAUCCGAAGGUGUGAUGCCAUCAUAACAAGUUUUAAAUUUAGGCAGACAUGGUUCCAUGAUAACCUUCUGGUAUUUUAUUACUAAAAUAAACCUUUUAAAAGAAAUCCCUGAAAAUCGUUAAUUCUCCACCUUUAAAAAACUAAUCUUCAUAACAAAUUUGAUAAUAAAAGAAUUUACGUCUUUUACUUCUCCGAAAAAAAGUGUGUAAAAAAGUUUAAUUGACAUUGUCUAAAUUUUUGUUUAGUAAAACAGACAGCACCGGAGAAAAUCUCCCCUUUCCUGCCCAAAAAAAAAAGUGAGUGAAAAAGGUGAAACGUAAAAUAAAGUGUCUAGAGAAUUAUUUGCUAAGAAAAAGGCAAAGAAAGAAAGAAAAAUCAUGUCACGUCUUGUCCUUUAUUACAUUUUUUUUAACAGCAUUGUAGAAAUUUUCAUUAUUUCGUAAAAAUUUAUUUAUUUUAUACCCUUAAAAUAAAUUAAAAAAAUAAAUAAAUAAUAAAAAAAAACUCAAGAAAUCUAAAAGGUUGUUAAGGUCAUCAAAAAGAAUUUAAUACAAAACGAAAACUUAU